AUGAGUAUCCAGGAAGCAAGUACACAGCCUGAAGUUACCACAGCAAUGGCUGAAGCAUCAGCUCCACCUCUUUCCCCAUCAGACUACGGAUCAUUGUCUCCGCCUCCUGAACUGUGUGCAUCAUGUGGCCACAGUCAUCAGCUGGAAGAGAACCAUGAGUACCUCUACAAGGAUGAAGUGGAUGAUGACCUCAUCUGUCAUAUCUGUCUGCAGCCACUCAUCAGGCCUCUGGACACGCCCUGUGGACAUACUUACUGCCAAGAGUGUCUCACCAGCUUCCUGCUGGAGAGCGACUUCUGUCCUGUGUGCCGUGAGCCCCUUAUGCUGCAGAGCUGCAGGAAACCCAGCCUGCUGGUGCACAAGCUGCUGGACAAGUUGAUGGUGGCUUGUCCCUUCACUGACCAAUGCACUGAAACAAUGCCCCGUGGAGAAAUGGAGGACCACAUCAAGUUCAGGUGUAAAGGAGCCUCUCACUAUGGGCUCUCAGCAGAGAGAAAACGACGCUCGCAGGAGGGCGAAUGCACCGACAGCACUUCAGAACUCACCAUUGCCACCCUGCCCGGUGAUGGCCCCACUUCUGCUGCUGUGGCCCUCCUGUCAGAUGAACCGGGGCUGGUCAACCCCGCCUUUGAUCCCAGCAUGGAGGACAACAGCCAGUCGGGCAGCACGACUAGCCUGGCUGCUCGCAGCACCACCAAGAAGAUCAGAAACUUUGACCGCUCUUCAGUGAGGAGUCGCUCCUUCAGGAGGUUAAACAGGGCCUUCAGUGUCUUGAGGAGGACCAAGAGUGGCAACGCUGUCAGCAAUGAGACAUCUGAGGAAAGAGACAAUGCCAGAAAUUCCAGUGUGCCGCAGGAAGUGGUGGCUCUUCCUCAGCUCCAUCACCUGAUCCCUGAUGGUGAAGUUACCAGUAUUAAGAUCACGCGGGUGGAACCCUCAGAGCCACUGGCCAUCAGCAUCGUUGGUGGCAAUGAAACCCCUUUGGUCCGCAUUCUUAUCCAGGAUAUCUACAGAGAAGGCGUCAUUGCUCGGGAUGGACGCUUGCUGCCUGGGGACAUGAUCCUGAAGGUAAAUGGCAUUGACAUUAGCAACGUACCCCACUGCUUUGCUGUGACCACCCUCAAACAGCCCUGCCAACUCCUCCGGCUAACUGUGCUCAGAGAACAGCGCCAUCGCUACCGCUCACAUUCGCAUGGCUACCCACAUGGCCAUGGCCAUGAUGUUACCGGAGGCCACCCAUCUCACGGCCUACCCCAUCAUCCCUUGAGAGAUGACAGCAUCCAUGUGGUCCUGAAUAAAAGUACUCCAGAGGAACAGCUGGGCAUUAAGCUGGUGAGGCGGCCAGAGGAGCAUGGAGUCUAUAUCUUUCAUCUGCUGGAGGGUGGACUGGCUGCACGUGAUGGGCAGCUGUGUGUUGGCGACCGCGUGCUGGCCAUCAAUGGGCACGAUCUACGUUAUGGAGCACCAGAGCAUGCUGCUCUACUUAUUCAGGCAAGUGAAGAGCGCGUCCAUUUCAUAGUGUCUCGUCAGAUCUGCCUGCCCACCCCAGACAUCCUACAAGAAGCUCCGUGGGGCAUGGAUGGUCCCCCACCAUAUUCCCCUGUGGAUAUAGAACAAACACUGCUGGACUCUUGUCAGAAGCCUGCAUGCUAUGAGAAGACAGUCAUUCUAAAUAAGGAGCCGCAUGACUCCCUGGGUAUGACGGUGGCGGGUGGCAUGUCCAGCCGAGGGUGGGACCUCCCCAUCUAUGUCACAAAUGUGGACGCUGACGGAGUGGUGGGACAAGAGGGCUCCAUACGUAAAGGUGACAUUUUGUUAAACGUGAACGGUGUGGAUUUGACGGGGGUCACGCGAGGUGAGGCCGUGGCCAAUUUGAAGAACACCUCCUCUCCUGUUGUGCUCAAGGUCUUGGAGAUGCGUCCUCCUGAGGAAUACCUGCAAGAAUGCACAUUGCCACCUUGUCUUACACCAUCACCCACAGAUAGCAUCAAGAGCCCGGUGCCUAAUGACGAUUACUCCCCACUGUGGGUGUCAUGGCUUCAGCUACCCAGGCAUCUGUACUGCUGCAAAGACAUCGUCCUGCGGCGGAGCACCUCGGGCAGCCUGGGCUUCAGUAUUGUGGGAGGACAGGAGGAGGUCAACUGCAAUCAGUCCUUUUUCAUCCGCUCUAUCGUGGAGGGGACACCAGCUUACAAUGAUGGCAGGAUAAGGUGUGGGGACAUCCUGCUUGAGGUGAAUGGAAAGAGUACUUGGGGUAUGACACACACAGCACUGGUUCGCCUUCUGAAGGAGCUCCGGGGCAGAAUCACUCUGACCAUAGUCUCCUGGCCGGGCAGCCUACUGUAGCAGUGCUUUAAGCCAUCCGGCACUGUUUCGGUGGCACUAAUCAAGGAAUGUCAAAGGCAGAGCUUUAGUCUGGCUGACUACCUAAAUUUGCUGUGAGGGAGAAGCUUAGAAUAGUCGUGUAGCUGUUGGGAUACCUCACGCCUGAUGGACAGCUGUGACUUCGGCAGGAGUUUGGAGAGGGACCGACAUAAGACUGGAUUGUUACCAGAGGUUAACUUGCCCCUCAGAGAAUGCUGAACUGGGAGGAUCCAGACCUGAGGCACUUUUAACUAAGAUGUUGGGUGUUAUCAGUUUAGAGGACGUGGUCAUUCUCUGGCGUCGAGUGGGAGGAUUGAGAGGAGACACAAAAUGUUGCCAAUUCCAGUAGUUAUAUAUUAGGAUAUGCGUUAAGUUGGACUCACAUUUCUCUACUGUAAAUGUUGGGUGUCUAAAAAAGAUCCAAGCACUUGUAAUAUGUUUAUUUUGUUUGUUUGUUGUAUGGCCUUUUAAUGUAGGCUUUAUUCUGUUUGUACUGACAGUGGUUGUCAUCUUCAUCUGUUGAUCUGAAGACACGUUGCCAAGUAGUAGUCUGUGAGGUUUUUUUAUGUUAUGUCAGAAGCUAUGGCUAAAUUAUAAAACCACUGACAAAGAAAAUAUAUGAAAAAAAAGGAUUAAUGUGUUCAUAACAUGUUAAAAUAUUUAAUUAGAUAACAGUGUGGAGGCCUUACUAAUUUUCUUACAUUUAAGAAAAAACUGAAUUGGUUUCUGUGUAUCAGUAGAAGGGCUGAGGCCCAUCUACUGCAGUUCUGUCUGUCACGCUUCAGCCUGUGUAGUAUAUCUGAUGGUACAUUUGGUUAAAUGAUCAAUAAAAUCAUUUGAAAAAGA
Messenger RNA from Archocentrus centrarchus (flier cichlid), 3210 nucleotides. It is a transcript of the gene lnx1, whose product is annotated as ligand of numb-protein X 1. Lineage: Eukaryota; Metazoa; Chordata; Actinopteri; Cichliformes; Cichlidae. The transcript has 10 exons. Gene Ontology annotation, cellular component: cytoplasm. The coding region runs from base 1 to 2346 and encodes 781 amino acids. Gene Ontology annotation, biological process: ubiquitin-dependent protein catabolic process. The record is from RefSeq and is a predicted model, not a curated record. Gene Ontology annotation, molecular function: protein binding; ubiquitin-protein transferase activity.